Letharia columbiana is the source of this 879-nucleotide messenger RNA. RefSeq lists its product as uncharacterized. Lineage: Eukaryota; Fungi; Ascomycota; Lecanoromycetes; Lecanorales; Parmeliaceae. The coding region runs from base 1 to 879 and encodes 292 amino acids. The record is from RefSeq and is a predicted model, not a curated record. The transcript is spliced from 2 exons.
AUGGCGGGUCCCCCAGCACAGCAUCUGAGUUCCAACUUCCUCGAGCUUCCCUCCGAGAUACGUAAUCGUAUUUACGCCCAUCUUCUCGUCGACGAGGACACGUAUACCGAGGGUAAGGACUCAAAGUUCAUUCGUGAUGACAUUGGUGGCAUCCUCAUCCGGGAACUUUACCCAGGAUUCUACAAGGCUGGCUCUAGACGGAGGUCGUACUUGACACCAGAUUGGGAUCCAAUCCACCACAAAGAACGGAGAACCACUUACACUCUGGAUUCUAAAGUCCAACUCCAGCUUUUCUACGUGUGUCGUCAGGUUUACAACGAGGCCUCUUACAUCUUUUACGCACAUAAUCGCUUCUACGUGGAUACAAUAGACACUUUUGUUCCAUUCCUUGAAGAUCGUCCGGUCCAUGUUCGAGAUCUCAUUAAGACGAUAUCGAUUCCGGUGCCCUACGGAGUCCAAAAAGACGAGGGAGGGGAAGAUAUCCCGAGAUUCUGUAAUGUCAAGGUAUCGACCUUUGAAAAAGCAUGUGCAGAUCUGGCUACCCGCCCAGAGCUCACGGCGAAUCUAGAGCAAUUGGAUCUCCGCGUCUGGGACUAUUAUGGAGAGGAGGAGUACAACAUGGUAGGCAGUCUCGACAUGGAUACUGUACGGAUAUCCACAUACUGCGCAGGAGAACUCGCCUCGAUGGCGGACCCUCGGAUAAUGACUCUGUCCUUUUUCGAUUGGCACCAUUCAGCCAUGGCUGGGCCUGAAGGACAGUCCGUCUUUGAACCGCUGCCAGAUCAUAUUCGCCGAAAGCUUCAAAGGCUUAGGGACAUGUCUAAGCUUGAAAACGAUGACGACGACAGUAGUGGGGAUGAUGGCAACGACGAUCGAUGA